Molecule: messenger RNA, 477 nt
Organism: Rhagoletis zephyria (snowberry fruit fly)
Lineage: Eukaryota; Metazoa; Arthropoda; Insecta; Diptera; Tephritidae
Source: RefSeq, a predicted model, not a curated record
AGCUCCACUUUUGGUAAUCGCGCCAGCCAAUUCAAUGCUCAACUUGUGCUGAAGAAUGCCAAACCGACGAAUAUGAUGGUGUCACGUGAACACGCCGGAGCUAUUAUGGUACCCGAUGGUUUCAUUGAGAUCGAGGGACAGAGUGUUGUUGAUGAGAAAACCGGCAAGACGGCGUUGUUGGUGCCACGUGCCGCACUCGAGGCCAUACCCGAUGGAAGUGUUGUGGCGUUGGUGGAGAGUUCCGCCGACGAAUCUGAGGAGGCGCGCGCCAAUCGUGUUAUAGUACGUCGUCGCCGCAAGGGUUCGCGACGCAAUGUGCGGCGUCGACGAGGUGGCAACCGCCGUCGACAAGGAGGUAAUCGUCGUCGUCGUCGUGGCGGUAACAGGCGCCAGAAUGUGCGCGUAUAUCAGGUGGGUGGUGCAACACGUCGACGUGGUAGCCGUCGUGGCGGACGUCCUGUUGUGCUGCAGGGUUGA